AUGGUAUUGCCUUUUUAGAUUUUUUGUUUUUGAAAUUAUUUUUAGUUUCAGCUAAUGUUUCAUUUAUUGGUGGAGAUGAAGCGAGUUCCAAUAAAAACUUUUAAUUUGAAAGUUCUCAUCUUUUCUUAUUGAAUUUUUUUUUUCAAACUCGGCUUAUUACUUUUGUCCUCGAAUUUCCAUACAAUCUCGAUUGAUUGAGGAAAAGAAGAAUACAUGUGAAAAUGUUGAAAAAUUAUAAUAAUUUCAGGUAAAAGAAGACCAAAAACCGAAGAUGGCGGGGCACGUGGGGACCAUCACCUCGGUCAACGCCUUGAUCUCCAAAGUCUUUCAACAGCCAAAAGGAGAUCUGGUGGGCUUUUUUAUGAUUUGAGAAGGAUUCACGAAAUCAGACAAUUUCAAGCCGUGGCUCAUGUAGUGUAUCAUUUCGCCUAGAGUGCUGUUGGAAAAGUCAAAAAAUUACGCUUUUUUCCAUAUAUAACCGUACAAAAAGACAUGAUUGUUUUCAAAGAAACAGUUACUGUUUUUCGCAAGAAAGAGUUCGAUUUGAGUCCUUAUCAAUCCUUCAGUCAAAUAACAACUUUUUGAAAUGAGUUUUUUGGAACUCAAGAGUUUGGGGAAAAGAAGGAAGAAGGGUUGGGAUUGGUAUGUUCUCGGCGUGUGUUUGUGUGUUGUAUGAGCAAUUUGCGCACGAUGAACAAGUGCAAGUCGUGAAGUGGUCGAGGGUUCGUCCUGCCGAGGAUUUCCGGCCUACGGGGUUAGUUUCAACUGUUCGUCAUGGAAAAAAUUAACAAAAAAGCAUGUCACAGUGAUUUCAUCAAUUUUUCGCUCGAGUAAUCUCCAAAACAACGCUCCUAAGCCGUCUUUUAAAAGGUUACGCUCUUUUGGGCCUAAAAUCGCACUUCUUUAUUUUGUUUCUUCAAAUAUAUUUCCCUUUCCGAAACCCAGAUUUCAAAAAGUUAUUCAAAUUUUUUCAAAACUAUUCUGAUCUGUCACGGUAAACUUGAAUGACGUCAUUGGCCAUCCGAGCUGUUUGAACAGCCUGAAUAAUUGUAUUUCACGGCUCGUCUGUAUAGGAGAGCGACCACUCCAUGAUAUUCAACAUGUUAUUCAGUUGUUCAAAACCUUGAACGAGCCGAGGUUGGGCUUCUUCACCAGGAAAUUUCGAACAGCGAGGAAUUCAGAAAUCGACUUUCCUUUCAGCCGCCCACCUGCCUAAAUUGAAAAACCAGACGUAAAGUCAAAAAAUAAUAUUAUUUGUAUCCGUGCGAGAGAAAACUCUUGGAAUGAAUUAUGAUUGGAGUAUGGUUAAAACUAACUUCAGACUCAUUUUUAGGCGGACCGGCUCAACUCGAGAGUGACGGUAUGCGUCCUGGCUGUAUCUUCGGCGAUGCUGCUCUCGAGCCAUUUCUUCGGCGAUCCCAUCACGUGCUGGACUCCGGCACAGUUCACCAAACAAUGGUUCGUCUUUCUGCCGUUUUCAAAAAAAAAGUCAAAAAAAUACUAUUUCGCUCUGUGUAAAAGGCCAGACUAGAUACGUUUCAUGCAUAACCAAUUUCUAGGGUCGACUUUGUCAACCAGUACUGCUUCGUACAUGGGACCUACUUUGUACCAUUAGAUGAACAGUUAUCUUUUGAAAACGACGAAAGACACAAAAUAACUAUACAAUAUUAUCAGUGGGUCAGUUUCCAUUUCAUCGUUUUCCCUUCGAAAAAAGAAGUUUAGGUACCAUACGUUUUGGCGUUGCAAGCUUUUCUUUUCUAUUUUCCCAGAUUUGUUUGGAAGGCUUUAAUUUCUUACAGUGGUGAUUUUGGAAAAUAAAAAAGAGAUGGAAAAUAAUAAUUUUUAGGCUACGACCUUGCCGGCGCCGUUAAAUACGUCGACGCAUUCUGGAACAGUAUCAAAAAUGACAAUGCCAAUUUCAAAGGUAAUGGAAGUGGUUCGGAUUCAAACUAGUUUGUAUUUUCAGCAAGAAUAGCAGCAUUUGAAGGACGGCCGUCCGUUUACAUCUGGGACGGGAUUCGAUUGGCCAGGAAAAAGAGGAGUAAGGACAUGGCUCUGUUCUACACACUUUCCACUAUUCUUCAGGCCAUCAAUGCUUGGAUCCAGGUCUGAGUGGAAAACCUUGAUUACAUCGAAAAGAAGGAAUUGAAAAGGUUGAUAGCUAGUAAUGAGGCCAGGAAACUUCCAAGAACUAAAGUCAGCAGAUGUUGCUAAGAAAGUAAAUUAGCACUUUUCGAAAUUCAUUCUCUAUUAAUAACAUCAUCCACAGCAAAGGAAAACAGUUUGCAAGCUUUGGAUGAUUUCUUAAAAAUGAAAAUAAAGCGAAUGAAACUACCUAAUCAACAUUUCGUGUAGGGUCCUCGAGCAAAAACUAAUUCUCUUUCUAAAUAGUUGGUUGGGUUGAUCUGUGUUUGUAACUGGAAAACCUCAAAUUGGAUCUCACUUUAACUGAAGUUGUUUUUCAGUGGUACAUCUUGAACGCAAUGCUCGGAUCGCCUCACUACACAUUCUGGGGACCGUCGUUGCUCACCGACCUCGUGCGGGGCAACGACUGGCAGGUAGACACGGAAAACUCCAAAAAAUUAAAGAAAACCUAGAAAAAUGAAAAUUGGAAUCAAUAUUAACCAAGCUUUUUUGAAAGGAAAAGGUGUGAUGGUAAAAUGAACAAUUUUUGAAGCUUCACUUGUACAGAAAGCCGAAAAACGUUCUCUUCAGACGACAGGCCACUUCCCGCGAAUCGUCCACUGCGACUUCAACCGACGACGUCCGGCCAGCGUCCAGAUGGACACGGUUCUUUGCGUGCUCACCCUCAACAUCUACUACGAGAAGUUGUUCGUCUUCCUCUGGUUCUGGCUCCAGUUUGUGGCCAUCGUUUCUACGAUCAACUGCAUUAAGUGGCUCUACAGUCUCUGCUCUUCCACCAAGGUUAUUUCUUUAAAUGAAACUUGUCCCAAAGUUUUUUCACAAGCCCGCAAAUAUCAUAGUAUCGAGAAUAGACUGUUGAUUUUUAACUUUCAAAACUGGAACUUACUUUUUUUGGUAGGUCUAACCAUUUAAAUUUUAAUAAUAAACAAAACUGUUUAUAAAAAAAUUAUAGUUGAAUGGAAUGAUCUUUAUUUUCCAAGACUUGGUCUUCAUUAUUGAAGUAAUUAUCAAUUUUGACUCAAAAAAGAGAUUUUUCUCGACAAAACUUCAGCUUUAUCUGUUAUUGUUAUUAAUUUUUCGAAGCCAUAUGAGUAAUGGGAAAAUAAUACUACAUAUGACAAUAUUUGUUUGAGGCGCAGCAAAUGGUAGAAGGAUACCUGUCGACGGCGCCGAUGAGGUCGAAGGUGACGGCUGACCAGUUUCUGGACACGCUGGGACCCGACGGCCUGUUCGUUCUCGAGCAGAUGGCGCUUAACGUCGGCGACAUUCCCACCAGGUUCCUCAAUUGACCGUGUCCACUUCUUUUUUUCUUUCUUUCUUCCCACUUGUACGCCGGUUUUCCGAUUUGAUGACCUGAGGCCGACGCUUCUUGCGCAAAUUAUGACGCCAUUCUCUAUUGGCUUUUUUUAUGGAACCGUUGCCAAAAAAAUUGACCGGCUUUUUUUAUGUAGGAUUUACAAAAAUUAUUCGAUUUUGAUAGGAAUCUUCAUUCUUUUUACUUCGCGUUGCCUUGGCAGAAAUUUUACUUGAUGAAACAAAAAAAUGAAACAAAAAAAUGAAAAAAAAAAUGGAAUAAUUGAUAGAAAAGCCAUUUGGAAGUAGUUUUCGUAUAGUACAAGUCCAAACUUCCAUUGCUAAAAAAAUUCUUAAUCAAACGAGAAAUGAUGAAGAUUUAGAAAAAACAUCUGGAAUCCUCAAAAAAAUAAAAAUAACUUUUUUUAAAAUUGAAAAAUCAUAAUCCGAUAACGUCUUCAGUUUUGCAGGAAUCAGAUAAAUUUAUAAAUUUUUUUACCAAGUAAAAAUUAAAAAAACUAAGAACUGAAUCUGGAAAUUGACGAACGUUCAGCUAUCUCACAAUAUCGAUGCGGAACAUCAGUCCUGAUUGGGAAGAGCUCGACCCGAGGAAACGCUACGCAGAAGCCCUCGAGGCCGGCGAAGAAGAGCGAACGCCUUUCAAACGACCCGACUACUCAUGA
Molecule: messenger RNA, 4121 nt
Organism: Caenorhabditis auriculariae
Lineage: Eukaryota; Metazoa; Nematoda; Chromadorea; Rhabditida; Rhabditidae
Source: the annotation of a GenBank genome assembly